UUAAUAUGCGUGUUUUAAUAGAAUCUUUAUCCAAUGUAUUGAUCUGUUUCUUCAGUAAGCAUUUCUCUAUACAAAACCUAGAGGUGUCAGAUAUACUAUUUUGACUACCGCAUCUUUUCAAUAGUUUUAUUUAUCCACAUUUCUUAAGAGGGAAUUAAAACGUCAGCUUAUACAUUAUAAAAGGAUAUUCAGUUUGGUUUAAACGUUUACAAACAAAUUCAAACUAAAUUUUAGAUAUUUCUUAUUUAAUUUUGUUAUUUUAAAAGUCAAAUUUCUUCAGCCGGAAUAUUGAACGUAACAAACAUGAGCCGAAAACCAUACCAAUUUCAAGAAAAUAACAUAAAAUGUCCACUAUGUUCCAAGACGUUUACAAGUCCACGCAUCUUACCUUGCCUUCAUUCAUUUUGUUCUACUUGUCUGGUAAAUUUUAUCAAAGAUGGCGUCCAAGAUGGCCAAUACGACAAACCGUCGGUAGAUGCUAAGACAAACAGCAGUCCAGUAGGGCAACCCACAGGGAGCAAAGUGACAAACACUAACACAAGUCCGCAGGGCCAAAAUAACAAGGAAAAUGCCAAGAGCCGAACUUCACCAGUCAAGGCAAAGUCACCAACCAAAGCCAAAUCGCCAACCAGGCAGCCGCCAAUACCUGUAGGACAAGGUUCAAUAAAGGGAACUUCAUUAAAGCCCGGCAAUGUUCAGUUUCAGGGAAGUACAAAAGGAUUUCAUUGUCCUUGCUGUAAGAAAUUUGCUACAACUCCACAAUUACCCAAAACAUCGUCUGACAAAUGGGCAGAGCUCUUUCCAGAGAACAAUCUUCUUGCCGACCUGGUAGAUUUGCAUUCAAUGAAGCUUGGUACUAAAGUUUGUGACCCAUGUAAGCGCAACAAAUCAUCCGCACAGGUUCAUUCCUACUGCAAAAAUUGCCGGGACGCAAUGUGUGAACCAUGUGCAAAAACUCAUAAAGGAUUACGUAGCUGCCGAAACCAUAAGGUUCUUGCUACUGCUCAGUUUGCUGAAGCUAUAAAUUCUUUGAAAGUAGAAGAAGAAUUAUGCAAAGAACACGAAGGCAAGUCCAAGGAGCAUUACUGUUACACACAUUCUACACUUUGCUGUUCCCAGUGCUUGAAUGAAGCUCAUCGGAAGUGUGAUCGUGUCGUAACAGUUACUGAAGCAGCACAAAAGAGCAAAGAUAGCGGCCAAGUAGCGACAUUGGAGGAUGCACUUGAUAAAUACAAAUCUUAUACGGAUUCUGUUCUGAAAGAUCGGUCAAAUUUAUUAAAAAGGUUGGACAAUAAGAAGUCUAAACUUAUGGGAGAGUUUGUUAACGUUAAGAAACAUAUAAUAUCACAGCUUGACAAAAUGGAAAAGGAUCUGAAUACAAUUUUAGAUUCUACGCAUCGUCAAGAGACGAAGAAAAUCAAACAAGAGGUCAACAAAUGCAAAGAAAUCCAAUCAGCUGUCUCUAACACGAAUGAAAUUCUGGCAGUCGCCGACAAUCACGGGUCGAGUUCGCAGAUAAUUGAAAUGACUGAAAAAGUCCGGGGAGAGUGCGAGUACUACGAAGAAAGUAUUUCGAUACUAUGUUCACGCAUGCGCACAGUCGAUUACGACAUUGCCCUUGAUAAUUCACUGCAACAAGUGAUGAAGCGAUUGAAUCAGUUCGGCCGAAUUGAUGUAAACACUACAGCUUCGAAGUUACCACCUCCGCCAAAACUUGCUGCCACGUUAGGUCUUCAAAGCUCAACAACAAAGACAAAGGCAGUUAAACCAGAGUUUACGCUUUCGGGAAAGAAUGCCAACGAGAUUGGUGAAUUUUGUGCGAGAUUUGAAGACGACACACAAGACUGCUGGUUCACCGGUGCAACAUUUCUUUCGGAUGGUCGUAUCUUACUUGCUGACAGAACAAAUCGCAAACUGAAAAUGUUCACCAGCAAUUUCAUGCCAUUAACUGAACUUGCACUCUCGUCCAAGCCUUGGGACAUCACACUUGUGUCUGACAAAGAGGUUGCAGUAUCUCUGCCAGCAGAAUGCAGGAUUCAAAUUAUCAGCUUAGACCGUAAUUACCUAACACAGACAAGAUCAAUACCAACUGAUGAACCAUGCUUCGGUAUAUGCUACACAGAUGGAAAAUUCCUCACCGUUACAUACGAUGGAGAUCCACCGAAUCUCAAAAUCCUGUCACCAACAGGACAGGAGUUGACGUAUGUCUGCGUGGAUGACGACGGGUUUACAUUAUUUUCAAAGCCGCUGUACGUCACAUGCACUCAUAAAGCCGAUCAGAUAUAUGUAUCGGACGAUCGACUUGGUUGCAUUGUUAGCCUAAAGGGAACGGGCGAGCUGAACUUUAGCUACUCCGCAUUAGAUCUUGGGAACACAGCCGGAAUCGCCUUGGAUAAAGAAGGGAAUAUAUAUGUAUGUGGCACUUCCUCAAAUAGUGUGCACGUGAUCUCACCCUGCGGGAAAAGAGUGAAGGUUCUCGUGACAGGACAGUCAGUAUCCUAUCCUCGUGCUGUUGCUUUUGAACCACGUGAGAAGAAACUUCUGGUGACACAGGGAGAUAAAGAUGUAGUUAAAGUGUACAGUCUGGCUUAAAUGUAUUUACAAUAAUGGCAGUAGUAAACAUAGUUCCAUAUGACACUUUUAGCAAUCUCGUUCAUAAAGUAGAUACAAUGCAUCAUUUAUAUGUUAUAUAUUAUAUUUCAUUUCACACAAGAAUAGUGAGACGAAAGUUAUUUUUUUUCGUAUUUGUAUAUUGAGUAUAUUGACACGAAAUAGUUUCUCUUCUUCGGUUUUGUGUGCGCAAAGUAUAUUGACAUAGAAAAUAUCUUGUCACUCUUUGUGCUAAAAGUAUAUUGACAUAAAAAAGUCUUGUUACUUUUUUGUGCUGCAAGUAUAUUGACAUAAAGAAUUUCUUGUCAUUUUUUGUGCUACAAGUAUAUUGACAUAAAAAAUUCUAUUCUUGUUACUUUUUGUACUGCAAGUAUAUUGACAUAGAAAAUUUCUUGUCACUCGUUGUGCUGCAAGUAUAUUGACAUAAAACAUUUCUUGUCACUCUUUGUGCUGCAAGUAUAUUGACAUAAACAAGUACUUGUCACUUUUGUGCUGCAAGUAUAUUGACAUAAAAAUGUUAUUGUUACUUUUUGUGCUAUAAGUAUAUUGACAAAACAUUCUUGUCACUUUUGUGCUACAAGUAUUUUGACAUAAGAAAAUUCUUGUCACUUUUUGUGCUGCAAGUAUAUUGACAUAAAUCAUUACUUGUCACUCUAUGUGCUGCAAGUAUAUUGACAUGAAAACAUUCGUGUCAAUUUUUCUGCUGCAAGUAUAUUGACAUUAAAAAUUUUUUGUCACUUUUUGUGCUGCAAGUUUAUUGACAUAAGUAAUUAUUGUCACUUUUUGUGCUGCAAGUAUAUUGACAUAAAACAUUUCUUGUCCCUCUUUGUGCUGCAAGUAUAUUGACAUAAAGAAAUUCUUGUGACUCUAUGUGCUGCAAGAAUAUUGACAUAAUAUAUUGACAUAAAACAUUUCUUGUCACUCUUUGUGCUGCAAAAAUAUUGACAUAAAACAUUUCUUGUCACUCUUUGUGCUGCAAGUAUAUUGACAUAAAAUAUGUUCUUGGCGUUUUAGUGCAGCAAGUAUAUCAGUAUAUGAAGAGGUUCUUAUGUAAAUGAAUGUUUCUAGAAAAGAAAAAAAUAUAUUUAGAUAACACAAACACUGUUUAUCUGUUUGUCAUGUACGCAUCCAUACAAAUACUGCUACGGGUUUCUGGCUUUGGGAGACUGAGUGUUUGGAACGAGGCUUUUUCUAUCGCAUAUUUGUCACAAUGCGGAUAGGUUAAAUCUUUGAGGUUAAAUCUUUGAUUGUGUUACCGAAAAGCUUUUAUGAAGUUACAGCUGCAGAGGUUUCAGUUGAGAUAUG
Mercenaria mercenaria is the source of this 3915-nucleotide messenger RNA. RefSeq names its product E3 ubiquitin-protein ligase TRIM9-like. Bases 304 to 2592 code for a protein of 762 amino acids. NCBI's taxonomy places the organism in Eukaryota, Metazoa, Mollusca, Bivalvia, Venerida, Veneridae. Gene Ontology annotation, molecular function: zinc ion binding. The record is from RefSeq and is a predicted model, not a curated record. The transcript has 3 exons.